Messenger RNA from Microplitis mediator, 1483 nucleotides. RefSeq lists its product as uncharacterized. The transcript is spliced from 5 exons. Gene Ontology annotation, cellular component: plasma membrane. Gene Ontology annotation, molecular function: odorant binding; olfactory receptor activity. The coding region runs from base 115 to 1281 and encodes 388 amino acids. Lineage: Eukaryota; Metazoa; Arthropoda; Insecta; Hymenoptera; Braconidae. Gene Ontology annotation, biological process: detection of chemical stimulus involved in sensory perception of smell; sensory perception of smell. The record is from RefSeq and is a predicted model, not a curated record.
UUCUUCGUAAUUUAGGUAUUUUAUUUCAUCCUCAUAUAGAAUUGCCUUUUUCUUUUAAUUUUUAAAUGUAAAUCCGAAUUGGUCUAUUAACUAUUUUACCAAUCGUCGUUAGAGAUGAUUGCCAAUAAAGAGUUAGAAUACGUGAAAUUUAAAAACUUUAUCAAGCGGUUACUUUCGCUCAUAGGUGCUUGGUCAACAGAAAAGUCGAAUAUAUUUGUACGAUCAUUGUUAUAUAUACAUCUUUCUUUUUAUAUUAUACCUUCAAUCGGAGUUUUGAAUUUUGUCAAUAUUAAUAUAUUAAAUAUUAGAAUUGUAGCAAGAGGCUUAGGUAUUCUCAUGGGAUUGUCAACGAAUAUUAUGAAAGCAGCCUGUAUAGUUGUUAAUCACAAGGAUGUUAAUGAAUUACGGACAAUUUUCGAUUCAUAUUUCGACACGUCGAUAAGAAAACCAGAAUUAUUGAACAUUGUUUUAAAUGGAGUAUCGAGUUUUCGUCUUUUAACCAUAAUUGGCACAGUGUUGACAACAAUUAUUUGCUCAUGUUAUGCGUUGUUUCCAGUUAUUUCUGUGGUUAAUCAAUUUAAACAAUACUCAGAGCCUAUAAAAUACAAGCAUGUUUUCCCAAUAAUAUACCCAUGGAAUGAUUCAUUUAAUAGUGUGGUAUAUUAUCUACAUAUACUUAAUGAAAAUUUAACAAGUUUUAGUCUUAUUGUAAUUACUUCAGGUGUUGACAGUCUAUUUAUUUAUUAUAUUUUUCAUUUAAUUGGCAUGGUUCGUGAAAUAUCAUAUCUUAUAUCGUCUCUCAAUAAUCAAGAUAACAUUGAAGCGACUAUAAAACAGUGUAUUUUUAAAUAUGAAUUAUUGUUAAAGUGCCGGGAUAAAAUUGAAAUUAUUUUCGGACCAAUUAUUCUGUGGAACAUGAAAACGACUUCUCUUACGUUAUGUGCUAGUAUUCUUCAACUGUCAAAUGCUAAAUCAACACCUUUGGUAUUUAUAGUAUUAUGUAUAGCCCUAACAAGUCUAAAAAUAUUUCAAGCUUUCAUUUUAGGAUGGAUGGGAUCACGUCUCACUAUUGAGAGUGAAAAACUACGUGACGUUAUAUAUGCAGCUGAUUGGCUGGGAAAUAAACAAGUAAUGAAUUCAAUAAUUAUUAUGCUCUCUCAAAAACCACUGGUGAUAAAAGCGUGUCAAUUUGCUACUGUUUCAAUCGAAAUGUUUUCAGCAAUCAUAAAUACAACGAUAUCAUAUUACUUAUUAUUGAAAAAUUUCGAAAUAGACUCUUAAAUACUUGGUCAAUUUUAUACGUCGAAAACUAAGUGAUGAUAAUUUAAAUUCAUAACCGUAUCCUUUUAUAAGUUUAUCUUCAUGUGUCAUUAUUAUAUUAGCAGUUAUGAUAUUUGACAGUUAAUUGUUAAAUAUAUAUAAUAAUAUAAGCUCUCAAUGAUUAAUAGAAAUUUAAUUUUCAUUCUGCACAGUAGAAUAUUUA